AUGUACCGGUUUUGUGUUCGAUCGUGUCCACAUGGCACUGUACUAAUUGCCUCACAUGGCCGAGUUCAUCGGCCAGAAGGCGUUCCGAAUGGUCAAAGUGACGUGUUCUUUUGCUUCUCUUCCCGUCGCCCCAAACAGUUGCAUGUGUUUACCGGAUUCGCCGACCUCCGACUGCCACAUCGCUCCCCGCGCAACAGGUCGGCGCCUCACCCCUACUUUGUGCUGUCGGACAGCGCCAACACAAUGCCCACCGCGAACUUCAACACCAAUUCCAGCCCCACCUCGUUGGCCACAAGCACCAGCAUCGCGUUGCAGAGUACGCCGGUACUUUUGCCGCCAGGCGACAGUCCCUUCACACCGCCGACAUAUCCCGACGCCAACGUCGACAACAACGUGAACGCAAAAGUAGAGGUCGGGAAACGGGACAUGUCGAUGGCCGAAGAGGAGACGGUGGCCCGGUUCCGCCAGGUCCUCGGAGUCAUGCAGCAUCACGACGCAGUCACGGGCACGGAGAAGCAGCAUGUUGCCCGGGACUACAGUCGUCAGAUUGCCGCAGCGUCCACAGACGCCGAGGGUAUGGCUGGACGGGCGGUGCUUCGGCUGACGCCCGAUCUGGCCGGUCUGAUGCAAGACGGGCCGGGCUUCUGCGAUCUGGUCAACAUCAGCAUCUGCCGGUUCACGAGCGGAUCCCUGCCCUACGUGACUUCGGCCGGACACGACGGCCUCUUCAUCAUCGUCUACAAUCCGCUCUCGUGGGCCCUCACCUCGGCUUGGCUCCGUCUCCCGGUCUCGGUGGCCGCGAUGGAUCCCAGUCGAGUAGUAAUUCGGUUACGCGACAUGCGCAUCGCCAAUUCACGAGAUCCAUCGCAGACGAAUGAUCUGUUGCCAUGGCAACUGGCUCCAAUCUCGGCGGUCACGUCAGGCAUUCCGGAACGCCGGACGGCCGAGCAACAGACCAACAUGGAGUUGACCUUCAAUGCGGCUACCGUCAAACUUCCGAUACCGGCAUUCGGCUACACCACACUGCAUCUCUCCAUCCAGGCCAGGGAGGAGAGAGAGAGACUGCGCGAAGCUACGGAUUGGGAGCGUCGGAGCGUCGGCCGAGGCUGGUUGAAACGGGGCCACCGCGACUACGGACAGUCAAAGCGAGAGAGUACGUCGCGAAGUUCGGCCAGCUCCACGAGGUUCCAACAAACACGACCGGAGGGUAGAGGUAAGAGGUCAUCUUUCCCGGCCCCGCAGUGA
This is a messenger RNA of Protopolystoma xenopodis, 1245 nucleotides long. Lineage: Eukaryota; Metazoa; Platyhelminthes; Monogenea; Polystomatidea; Polystomatidae. The record is from the annotation of a GenBank genome assembly.